AAGAAAACGAGUAGAGAAUAUAUAUAUAUACUUACUCGCCGGAAAAAUACACAUAUAUAAAUUUACGUAAGAAAUUGCCUAUAAACAAGAGAGGAGGGUCGUGAGAGGUCUAGGAAUAUUUCCCAAUAAAUUCCAGACCGAUUCGUAGUCACCGGAGCAUCCUAGAGGUCGCCGGAGUUGCAAGCCAAGGAAAUGGGUCUUCAGCAAGUGCGGAAAUUUGGCCGUAGAUAGGGGUGGCGGAGCUUCUCCUCGACGUCAGGAUCAUUUUGCAACUUGAAUCGUUUAAAUCCGUUACCUAAGAAGAAUUCAAGUGAAGAUCAAGCUAGAGAUUUUAUUAAGGAGAUUAUCACAAUUUAAGAUGAUUAUGAUUAUGAAGAUUGAUGUACUUGCUGCCCGAGUGUUCCGCUAGUUGCACACGUUUGAUUAAUUAUUGUUGUUUAAAUUUGUAAUCCAUAAACUUUGUUUAAGUUUUUAUCUGAUGACUACUUGAAUUAAUGGUGGAUAGCCUGUGCACUCAAUCAUGUAUAGGUUGAGUGUGGCGGUGACACACCUGUUUUUCCAUCAAAGACUUCCGCUGUACUCUAAAUAUGUUUUAUAAUAAAGAUGUUUUCAUUUCAAAAUGUUAUUUUAUUUUGGUGGGAAAAAUGGGGGUGUUACAAGUUGGUAUCAGAGCCUUAGGUUUUCCAAAGGGAUUAGAACACGAGGUAAUAGGUUGUAUGGAGAAAUUCUGUCACCAAGACGAUAAGAGUCUAAGGCUGUUGGUUCUUAAUUGAGCCUUUGCGCUCGUCCAACUACCUGGGAAUUUCUCCUUGUGCUGAAACUUCGUCGUUCGAAAUCGUUGAAGGAAACCUUUGAAAUUGUACCUUCAAAAGGGAGAUUUUCAAAUAUUUUUAAAAUUAGGAAAGAUAAUAUAGCUAGGAAAUGGCCUUUUAGGAACGUGGUGAGGACCUUGUGAGUAUUUAUUUUCCUUACAUGUAUCAUGUAUGUGAUAAUUAUGCUAAUUGUGGGCCCAUAUGAGAAAUGGGAACCCCAAAUGCUAAAUGGAAUGCCUCAUAAGGCAAAAUUCCUAAGUGGCUAAGGUAUGUACAAACAUUAUGUGCGAAAGUGAUCUUAUGUGAAGUAUGAAUCCUCUGUAUGAUUGUUAUGUACAUUUUUAUAUAUUCUUGUUACAUAGCCUAUGGAAUCCUUAGUUGAACUAGGAUCCUUAGGAGUAAAAUAUAGAAAUUCUUACACGAAUACUUUGUGUCAUCAAGAUAUCAUGGCACCAAGAAGAGACCCUGAUAACACGCCCACCAAUGCUGAGUUGGCACAAAGCGUUCAGCAACUGGCACAAUUUAUGCACACACUGGGUGCUACUGUGCUCCAGAACAACCAAAACCAGAACAACGGGAAUGAUGCCGCAAAACGAGUGGCAUCUCGCAACCCUCCAAGCUUUCAUGGGCAAGAAGAUCCUCGUAUCCUCGAGAAUUGGCUCCGACUCUUUGACAAACUCUUCGACGCGGUGAGCUGUCCGGAAGAGCAAAGGGUUGACAUUGCUGUUUACUAUUUACAGCAAGAGGCAGAUAACUGGUGGGUCUCAUCAGGCCCAACUUUACGUCAACAACCUGACUUCAAUUGGGAAGCUUUCAAGAUUGCCAUGAGGAAACGUUUUUAUCCUGCACACGUUCAGGCCACCAUGCGUGAUGAAUUCAUACAUUUGAAACAGAUGGGCAUGAGUGUCCAAGAAUAUCACAAUAAAUUCGUGGACCUCGCGCCAUUUGCGAAAACAAUAGUGCCUGAUGAAAGCACCAAAGUUGAGAAAUUUAUCUACGGAUUAAACUAUGAUACGCAGAAAAUCGUCGCUGUUUUGGGUUGCCAAACUCUGACUGAAGCUUAUGAUAGAGCUGCAGUUCACUAUCGAGUUCAGCAACUACAAAGAGAGAGGAACCAGAAGAUGAAGAGGGACGAAGAUGGAGGUCGAGGAGAAAAGAGGGUCAGAGUGCACCCACCUACACAGCAACAAGAAGGGAGGAGGAGGAGAGAUGACCAAGGUGGAAGAAAUUUCCACGGUCAAAACCAACAAAAUGAUCGAAGAGUUGCUCCCAGAGAUAGACACUUCUACUGCAAGAGGUGCGGGAGAGAUCAUCCUGGUGUUAAUUGCGAUGGAAGCCUGACAAAAUGUUUCAAUUGUGGGAAGCUAGGGCACCGAACCUUCGAGUGUCUCUCAAAGACCAAUGGGGCACCAGUGCACCAGGUGCAAUACCGUGAUGGAGGAAGGCCAGAUAUGAACCAAGCUGGGCCAAAUGGAGGACAAAAUAACAACAAUGCCGCCGCCAACAACAACCGCAACCCUCGAGGAGGAGGGGAGAAUAAUCAUGGCAAUGGCAAUGGCGGGAACAAUGGCAACGGCGGAAACAACGGCAACCGUCCGAACCAAGGGCGAAUCAUGGUGAUGAAUCAGGCCCAAGCCAAUGCUAAUGAUGUGGUUUCAGGUACAUUCCUUGUAAAUUCUGAGCCUGCUUAUGUUCUAUUUGAUUCUGGUGCUUCUCACAGUUUCAUAUCUUCUAGUUUCGUUAAGAAAUUGAAGAUUGAACCAACGGCUAGAAUAGACUUGAAUGUAAGAACCGCCUCAGAUAAAUUUGUAACUUGUGGAAAUGUAUACUCCAACAUUCCCAUACUCAUAUCUGAAUCCAACCUACCUGGAGAUUUAAUCCAAUUUGACUUAAAAGAUAUUGACAUAGUACUGGGCAUGGAUUGGUUGGGGAAAUACAAAGCCAGGAUCCUCUGUGAUGAACAGAAGGUGAUCUUGAAGGGUCCAAAUGGGAAGCGAAUAUCUUACAAAGCAAUCACAUCCAAGCCUAGUAUGAGGCUGAUGACUAUGCAACAAUUAAGGCGACAUAUCCGAAAGGGGUAUGAAACAUACCUGUGCUUUAUGAAAGAGGUGAAUACAGGGGAGCCAAACAUUGACCAAAUUGCCGUAGUCAAUGAAUUUCCGGAUGUAUUUCCGGAAGAGAUUCCAGGGAUGCCACCCGAGAGAGAAGUUGAAUUCUCAAUUGAGUUGAUGCCCGGAACCACGCCAAUUUCAAAAGCACCUUACCGGAUGGCACCGAAAGAAAUGCAGGAGCUGAAGGAACAACUAGAGGAGUUGUUAGAGAAGGGGUACAUAAGACCGAGUGUCUCACCUUGGGGCGCUCCGGUCUUAUUUGUCAAAAAGAAAGAUGGGAGUCUAAGGCUAUGCAUCGAUUACCGAGAGUUGAAUCAAGCAACUAUCAAGAACAAGUAUCCAUUGCCCCGAAUUGACGACUUGUUUGAUCAAUUGAAGGAGGCUAGCACAUUCUCUAAGAUAGACUUGCGCUCUGGAUAUCAUCAAGUGAGAAUAUCCGAAAAAGAUGUACCAAAAACAGCAUUCCGCACGAGGUAUGGACACUACGAGUUCACUGUGAUGCCGUUUGGUUUAACAAAUGCACCGGCGGUAUUCAUGGACCUAAUGAACCGUGUAUUCCGACCUUAUCUUGAUACAUUUGUGGUGGUAUUCAUCGAUGAUAUUCUUGUGUAUUCAAAAACCCCGGAAGAUCACGAGAAACACUUGAGACUCACGUUACAAACUUUGAGAGAGAACCAGUUGUAUGCCAAACUCUCAAAGUGUGACUUCUG
This is a messenger RNA of Cuscuta epithymum, 3633 nucleotides long. The record is from the annotation of a GenBank genome assembly. Lineage: Eukaryota; Viridiplantae; Streptophyta; Magnoliopsida; Solanales; Convolvulaceae.